Messenger RNA from Panicum hallii, 821 nucleotides. RefSeq lists its product as uncharacterized. Lineage: Eukaryota; Viridiplantae; Streptophyta; Magnoliopsida; Poales; Poaceae. Gene Ontology annotation, cellular component: nucleus. Gene Ontology annotation, molecular function: RNA binding. The record is from RefSeq and is a predicted model, not a curated record. Bases 204 to 593 code for a protein of 129 amino acids. The transcript has 5 exons.
CCGCGCCGCACGGGAUAGGGCUGCUCCGACUCGCUGUUGCCUUCUGUCCCCGCCGCCCGUUCGAUUUCUCCUGCCCUCGCCUCGUAGCCCCCCGAGUCACCAGCCUCUCGCCGUAUCGCGGCGGCGGGUUCCGCGCCGAGUUAGGGUUAGGGUUUGCGCGGUAGCGGAGAAGGGGGUUAGUAGUAGGAGGAGAGGAGCCGGAGAUGGAGGAGGUGACGGAGGGAGUGAACAACCUGGCGAUUACGGAGCCGCACAAGAAGAACCGGAUCCAGGUCUCCAACACCAAGAAGCCGCUAUUCUUCUACGUCAACCUCGCCAAGAGGUACAUGCAGCAGCAUGAGGAGGUGGAGCUCUCGGCCCUUGGCAUGGCCAUUGCCACAGUGGUGACUGUUGCUGAAAUUCUGAAAAAUAAUGGGCUUGCUGUUGAAAAGAAGAUCAUGACGUCCACAGUUGAUGUCAAGGAUGAUUCAAGGAGUCGCCCUAUUCAGAAGGCCAAGAUUGAAAUAGUGCUGGGCAAGACAGAAAAAUUCGAUGAGCUGAUGGCAGCAGCUGAGGAGGAGAGGGAAGCUGCCAAGGCUGAGGAGCAGAGCUAAACAUCUAUUUUAAAUUUUGCUGUUGUAGUUUAAUUAGUAUCAUGCAGUUGCGUUGGUAUCUCUUGGCUAACAAGAGAUAUCCUUUGUUAUCAAUCAAGAGCUCUGCUCAUCGAUUAGUUGGAAUGGUAACUUGGUUAAUCUAUUGGCUGUUUCGUUUUGAAUGGCAACUUGUUUGCUUAGCACACUUAUUGCUGUAUGCUUAAUAGCUAUGGUGAUGAUAUUUGCGUU